AUGAAAGUGCAGCAAGGCUGCAACUCAUCAGACAUGGGAAUCCCGGUUACAACCGAAGAAGAACUGCGCAGAAACACCGUAAUAACGCCCGAGGAUGUGCUCGGGCUACAGAAGAUCACCAAGAAUUACCUUUGUUCUCCCGAGGAAAAUGUCCACAUGAUCGACUUCACCAGGUUUAAGAUCCGUGACAUGGAAACAGGGACAGUCCUGUUUGAGAUAACUAAACCUCCAACAGAGAGAGAGAGAGAGAGAGAGUGUGACCCUGACGGUCCCAGUCCCCAAAAAUUUGAAUUUUCAUUGGGUUUCCAGGUUGGUAAAUGUAUUUUCUCCCUGUAUCUCUGCAGGGUGGAGUUCACAGUGGGUGACACCCCCAUCAACAACUUCCGGAUGAUUGAGAGACACUACUUCCGCGAUCAGCUGCUCAAGAGCUUUGAUUUCGAGUUCGGCUUCUGCAUGCCCAGCAGCAAGAACACAUGCGAGCACAUUUACGAGUUCCCCGCGCUCUCUGAGGAAAUCAUGCGUGAGAUGAUCCUGCACCCUUACGAGACGCAGUCUGACAGCUUCUACUUUGUGGACAACAAGCUGGUGAUGCACAACAAGGCAGAUUAUUCCUACAGUGGGGGGCCAUAGGAACACCUCCAGCCCUCCACCCUUUACUCUUCCCCGUUCUAGACGUUUUCCAUGAUCCAGGUACCACUUCAGGACCAGAAUCAGAUGAACUGAUGGACAAGUCACUGGAAUUAAACACUCUUGUCUCACUCCUGUUAGCUCCAUGUAUUUCCAUUCAGGUAUUCAGCCACCUGACCUGUCAGAUCUCUCCCUCUGCCUCUUUGCAGGAACGUUGAAUUCUGCCAGUUUUAUCAUCAGUCUGCAUCAGUGUGUGUGCGCGAGUGUG
Molecule: messenger RNA, 895 nt
Organism: Xiphias gladius (swordfish)
Lineage: Eukaryota; Metazoa; Chordata; Actinopteri; Istiophoriformes; Xiphiidae
Gene: unc119a1
Product: unc-119 homolog a (C. elegans)
Exons: 5
Coding region: 1-630 (209 amino acids)
Biological process (GO): nervous system development; negative regulation of caveolin-mediated endocytosis; mitotic cytokinesis
Cellular component (GO): centrosome; spindle pole; spindle midzone
Molecular function (GO): lipid binding
Source: RefSeq, a predicted model, not a curated record